ACUUUACCCAAUGGUCACACCCUGAUGCGGUGUUUCAAACACUGACUCAACCAUUUGUCCCCAGUUGAGCUGCUUUAUAUAGCCUUUUUUUUUUUUUUAAUGAUUUUCUAAAGUGCGCUUUCACGUUAGAUUUAUAAAUAUAUCACAAUGUCUCACACUGUUGUGACUACUACUACUACUACAUCACCAUCGGAUGGAGGAUUUUGCAACAUCGGUUAUGCGCGUUCAUAUCAAGGAUUACUGAAAAUUGGGCAAGUGGUAACCCUUCUGAUUGCCUUCCUAUGUGUGCACUGUGAAAAGCGAUGGACCGAUUACUCUGCAUUUCGGUACUUUGAGGUGGUCACCGUGUGGUUCCUCAUUGUCUUCCUCAUCUUUUUCUUGAUGUACAUGAUGAGACUUCAAAGCAAAAUCGCAUGCAUUAACUGGACAUUGACGGAGUUUUUACAUUAUGCUGUGGGAGGUAUCCUAGUCUUCAUUGCCUCUAUAGUUGCGGCUGUGAAGAGUCAUGGGAUCUCAGCUUUAGUCGCUGGAUCUGUGUUUGGUUUUAUGGCUACUUUUCUCAUUGCAAUCAGUAUAUGGACCUCUUAUAAGGUCACUUGUGGCUCUCAACCUACUGGUGCCGCAGUGUAAGAUGACGAAGACACAGUCUUAUCAGCAGGAAGUAGCGAGGAAAAUUCUUCGUUUGUUCUAGAUCUAUGAUUGGUGCUUUAAGGACCUGAAAGGGACAAUGUUGUACAUGCUGUAUUCAAGAGCAAAUUUCUUUUCAUCAAAACUUAAAUGCCUUAAUAAUCUAAUUGUCUCUUAUCUCAUCCUGCUCAGUGCUGGGACCAUACUUUGACAUACAUGAAUACAUACAUGAAUUUUGCAGCUCUAAGUGGUUUAUUUGUAGAGCAAACUGGUAUAUUUUGGUAUAUUUAUCUAAAAUGUCUGUAGCUAAACGGACAUUUAUCCACAAGAAUGUUUACAUCAUUUAUUUGACAGCAUAUCAUGUGGUGUAGAUUUGAUUCAGCGACUGCAUUUACAGAAGGUUUUGGCUGAAGUGAGGUGUUCAUGAAGUUUUGAUGCAGACUCAAAGUAUUGUUGCAAGAGUUGAAGUGUAUUUUUGCUUUUCACAGAAUCCAUAUAUUAUUAUAAUAUGCACCAGUACUGUAAAGUUUAAAGAAUGUAUUUUUGGCUUUCUGAGUGUAAGUCACAUUGUUUUGUACACUGUGCUAUAAAAAGUAUUUACUUCUAA
Molecule: messenger RNA, 1234 nt
Organism: Myxocyprinus asiaticus (Chinese sucker)
Lineage: Eukaryota; Metazoa; Chordata; Actinopteri; Cypriniformes; Catostomidae
Product: CKLF-like MARVEL transmembrane domain-containing protein 7
Exons: 5
Coding region: 148-630 (160 amino acids)
Cellular component (GO): membrane
Source: RefSeq, a predicted model, not a curated record